AUGCCCGGCAAGGUGACCACUGGCAACGACAUCGGGCAGGCCCGCUGGGCCGUGGAGCAGCUGCAGAUGGAGGUGGGCAUCAACCGUGUAAAGGUAUCCAAGGCGGCCGCUGACCUGCUGCAGUUCUGUACGGAGCAGGCCGAGAGUGACCCCUUCCUCGUGGGCAUCCCAGCUGCCACCAACCCUUUCAAGGAGAAGAAGCCCUGCACCAUCCUAUGA
Molecule: messenger RNA, 219 nt
Organism: Globicephala melas (long-finned pilot whale)
Lineage: Eukaryota; Metazoa; Chordata; Mammalia; Artiodactyla; Delphinidae
Gene: GNG14
Product: G protein subunit gamma 14
Biological process (GO): G protein-coupled receptor signaling pathway
Cellular component (GO): heterotrimeric G-protein complex
Molecular function (GO): G-protein beta-subunit binding
Source: RefSeq, a predicted model, not a curated record